CACCGGAACCGGGUGUCAAGGCCCUGGAGGUCAGAAAGCCGGGCCGCGGGCGGCACCGAGAGCUGUUCUUGGGGUCGAGAGGCGCGGAGGUCAGAUCUUAAGGGGACAGGAUUCCUGGGGGUAGGUCCAAGUCAAUCCAUGUUGGACUUGGGGAUAUCAGAGCACAUUGAAGAGGAUGUCCCCAGGGAAAGCAAUCCUGGAUCAUGUCCCAGCAGCCACUUCGAGGAGUGACCAGCCUGCGUUUCAACCAAGACCAAACCUGGAUUCCUCCCAUUCCCCAGGCUGCUUUUGCUGCGCCAUGGAGACAGGCGUGCGCAUCUACAACGUGGAGCCCUUGAUGGAGAAGGGGCAUCUGGACCAUGAGCAAGUGGGCAGCAUGGGCCUGGUGGAAAUGCUGCACCGCUCCAACCUGCUGGCCCUGGUGGGCGGUGGUAGCAGCCCCAAGUUCUCAGAGAUCUCAGCAGUGCUGAUCUGGGACGAUGCCCGGGAGGGCAAGGACUCCAAGGACAAGCUGGUGCUGGAGUUCACCUUCACCAAGCCAGUGCUGGCUGUGCGCAUGCGCCAUGACAAAAUCGUGAUUGUGCUGAGGAACCGCAUCUAUGUGUACUCCUUCCCUGACAAUCCCCGAAAGCUGUUUGAGUUCGACACCCGGGACAACCCAAAGGGGCUCUGUGACCUCUGCCCUAGCCUGGAGAAACAAUUGCUAGUGUUCCCAGGACACAAGUGUGGGAGUCUGCAGCUUGUGGACCUGGCAAGCACAAAGCCUGGCACUUCAUCUGCUCCAUUUACCAUCAAUGCACAUCAGAGUGAUGUGGCCUGUGUAUCCCUAAACCAGCCAGGCACCGUAGUGGCCUCAGCUUCCCAGAAGGGCACUCUUAUUCGUCUUUUUGACACACAGUCCAAGGAGAAACUUGUGGAACUACGCCGAGGCACUGACCCUGCCACCCUCUACUGUAUCAACUUCAGCCAUGACUCCUCCUUCCUCUGCGCUUCCAGUGAUAAGGGCACAGUCCAUAUAUUUGCUCUCAAGGAUACCCGUCUCAACCGCCGCUCUGCGCUAGCUCGAGUGGGCAAGGUUGGGCCUAUGAUUGGACAGUACGUGGACUCUCAGUGGAGCCUGGCAAGUUUCACUGUGCCUGCUGAGUCAGCCUGUAUCUGUGCCUUUGGUCGCAACACUUCCAAGAAUGUCAACUCUGUCAUUGCCAUCUGUGUAGAUGGGACCUUCCACAAAUAUGUCUUCACUCCUGAUGGAAACUGCAACAGAGAGGCUUUCGAUGUGUACCUUGACAUCUGUGAUGAUGAUGACUUUUAAGGACCCUGUGUGGGUUGUGCUAGGGACCUGCAGUGGCAGAGUGCAAAGCAUUUAUGGGGGUGGGAGUGGUGGAAGCCACCAGCCAGCAAGCACUAAUGGGGUAGGUGCCCACUUUCCACUCCGCAGAGCAAUGCCUAAACAGCUCAUUUCCCCCAAGCACUUGUUGAUGAUUAUGCCCUUAAGGACUGUGUGCCCACAGAGCCAGGCCAGGUACUCAGACAAGCAGCAGAUGUCCUGGGCUCCCAACCUGGAGAAGACCAGGGACCCUGAGGGAGUGCCCUAAUCCAACCUGUGGGGAUUAAAAACAAACAAACAAAAAAAAAAAACAACACCUUCCUAGAAAGAGCCAAUCUUUGGUGAAUAUGAAUAAAAAGCCCUUAAUAGUA
This is a messenger RNA of Phyllostomus hastatus (greater spear-nosed bat), 1698 nucleotides long. It is a transcript of the gene WDR45, whose product is annotated as WD repeat domain 45. Gene Ontology annotation, biological process: protein localization to phagophore assembly site; autophagy of mitochondrion; protein lipidation. The record is from RefSeq and is a predicted model, not a curated record. Gene Ontology annotation, cellular component: cytosol; phagophore assembly site membrane; extrinsic component of membrane. Bases 176 to 1312 code for a protein of 378 amino acids. The transcript has 12 exons. Gene Ontology annotation, molecular function: phosphatidylinositol-3-phosphate binding; protein binding; phosphatidylinositol-3,5-bisphosphate binding. NCBI's taxonomy places the organism in Eukaryota, Metazoa, Chordata, Mammalia, Chiroptera, Phyllostomidae.